GAUCUACUCUUUGUGAAAGAGUUCCAAAAUGGGUCAGUUCGACAACAGUGACACCUAUCAUUGGUUAUAGCUGGUACAACGACCCUGCGAAGUAGUCCGGCAUAUAUAGUGAAGGCAGGUACUCAUUUCAAACUUCUCCACUUUGCUUGCUGUAACCCACUCUAUCAACAACAACCCUUGCGAAGUAAAGAUGUUGCGAGCUAUUGUGUUAGUCUCUGUUGUUGUGCUUCACUUGGCAGCAGGAUGGCCCACGGGAGCCCCAAGCAAAGCAUGCGAAGCUAUGCUUCCCAAACAUGGCAGUAACCGACCCCAGCCAGCUCAUUCAUCUCCUUAUUCAUUUGUACAAUCUACAGACUCUUACAGGCCUGGAGACCAAGUUAUUGUCUAUGUCCAAGCCCCAACAGGUACACCAUUUAAAGGAAUGAUGGUACAAGCUUACGAUCCCCGAACAAACAAUACUAUUGGAGAAUUUUUGGAAGGAGUAGGCUUGAAAAAAAUUCCUGAAUGCGCUAGCAUGUCUCACAGCGACAACAGAGACAAGAAAUCAGCUACUUUAGUGUGGGUAGCUCCUCAAGAUUCAGGAAACGUUAGAUUCAGAGGUACAAUUGUUCAGCAGUUUAACACUUUCUACCAUGGACUUUCAGCUACUGUACAGAAAGUCUGAAAAGGAACGGGAUUCGUACUUGUUUUAUUGAAGUAUAAAACUUAACCAGUAUCCACAUGAAUCCAUUGAAAGAAUCUAACUAUUCGUAUUAAAAAUACAUUCUAAGAUAAAUGAAUUUACUACUUUAAUCAUUCCAAAUGCUCAGCAAAAUAGUUGUUAAAUUUAUCAUUGUCUGCUAAAUGCCUAAAAAGUAGGUAAAAUUAAUGGAAUGACUCCUUAAAUUUUUAUAAAAAUUUAUUGAAAAUAUUAAGUAACAUUAAGCUAUAAUGUUUUUCAAUUAAAAAAGAUUCUUUAACAUUUUAAUAUACAUCUUUUUGAAAGGAAAAUUCCUUCUAAUAUAUUGAAUGAAUGAAAAUUUACUUUUGAAAUUGUAUAAGAAUCUUCAUUUGAAAUCUGUACUUGUGUAUACGAUUCGGUUAUAAAAUUGUUUUUCCCACUUCUGAUACGCACUGAAAUACGACACAAAUCAGAUUUCUCAAAUAAAAUUUUAUUGAAUCCAUUCCAACGGAGUUCCAAACUACAUUUUAUAAAGUCUGGAAAGAGAAAUUCUGGUUUGAACAAAAUUGUACAAGAAUAAUUAUUAUUGUAUCAGUAUUUGUAAUGUAUAGUAGAUUGUACAAAUUAUGUAGCAAUAUUCUUCAGUUCACUUUAUCACCCACCAUAUAAAUACAUUGAAGUUUAUACUUGUUUACUCUUUUUUUAUUGUUGAUUUUAGUUACUGUAAAAUUGCUUACACAUUUGGUUAACUUUUAAUAAAAGUUUUUUUUU
Molecule: messenger RNA, 1432 nt
Organism: Argiope bruennichi
Lineage: Eukaryota; Metazoa; Arthropoda; Arachnida; Araneae; Araneidae
Product: putative ferric-chelate reductase 1
Exons: 4
Coding region: 191-664 (157 amino acids)
Molecular function (GO): oxidoreductase activity, acting on metal ions
Source: RefSeq, a predicted model, not a curated record